Messenger RNA from Triticum dicoccoides, 7773 nucleotides. RefSeq names its product glutamate synthase 1 [NADH], chloroplastic-like. Gene Ontology annotation, molecular function: glutamate synthase activity; iron-sulfur cluster binding; oxidoreductase activity, acting on the CH-NH2 group of donors, NAD or NADP as acceptor. The transcript has 25 exons. Bases 1 to 7458 code for a protein of 2485 amino acids. Lineage: Eukaryota; Viridiplantae; Streptophyta; Magnoliopsida; Poales; Poaceae. The record is from RefSeq and is a predicted model, not a curated record.
AUGCCUCCAGCCUCCCCGGCCACGCCUCCGCGCCACCCGGCGCCGCCGCCGUACCCGGCGCCCCAGCAGCCGAGGCUGCUUCCACUGCCCUAUGGACCGCCCGCCCCUCCUGCCCCUCCCGACGAAUGGUGCCACGGGGGCCGGCACGGUGGGGGCCAUCGCGGCGGUCAGCAGCAGCAGUCACAGGGCAUCAGCCAGCCCCGUCAGCAGCAGCAGUUCCAGGUGCCCCCUCCGUGGGCCUCCGGCUACAACUCGUGGACUGGUGUUGUUCAUUCCUACACCAUGCCGGUUCCACGGGCUCCUGCACCGACCCUUCCCGUGCCGCGCCCGUCGACGCAUCAUGCGUACUACGCGGCUCCGCAGCCGUAUGGAGGAUACCCACCACCGCAGCUGAGCGGCGCCUACGGCCUCCCUGCGGCCCCGCCGCCGCCCUCACCGGCCCUGCCACCAGUACCCCCGCCUGUUCCUCCCGCCACCGGUGAUGUGGGCUCCUCGACGCCUCUCCCAGGGCGCUCGCGCACCUCUCUUGGCCCGCCCCUGGCUUUGAGGUGCGCCCCCGCAUGCGGUGCCUCCUACAGCCGCGGCGCUGGCGCCCCCGGCGCCCCCGACGUUGGCGCCCGCAGGCCCCGCGGCCCCGUGAUGCAAGAGGAGUUUGACGCCCUGUUGCACAACCGGACAUGGCAGCUUGUUGCCCGUCCCCGGCACGCCAACAUGAUUACCGGGAAGUGGGUCUUUAAACACAAGCUUCGUCCCGAUGGUACCCUUGAUCGCUACGAAGCGCGCUGGGUCGUUCGUGGCUUCCGACAGCGUGCUGGCAUCGACUUCACCAACACCUUUGCUACGAUCGUCAAGCCCGACACGAUACGCACGGUUCUCCACCUUGUGGUCUCCCGUGCUUGCCCGCGCGCGCGUGCGGUUUCUGAAUCUUCCUCCCGUGUCCAGGAGGCGGCGGCGGAAUCUCUCUGCGCCGCCGUGCGGCGGUUGGUAGAUCUGUUCGUCUCUGGCCGGCCCCCGUCGCUGAGGGCGUCUGGUCUGGGGAUUGGUUUGAAGCACGCGGCGCCGCCGGGCGCCGGCCGCAGGGCCCGCCGCAGCCACUCCGCGGCCGCGCCGGGCCGCUCCGCAAGGCAGGCGCACGGCGCCAUGUCCCUGGAUGGCGGGUUCCUCGGCGGCGCGCAGCGCACCGAGGAACGCGUCGCGCCACGCCCGCCUCGGGCCGCGGCUCGCGACGCCGAGUCCAUCAGGCCCAUGUCUCUGCUACCCGAGAGCAGCAUUGGGCUGUACGACCCGGCGUUCGAGCGUGACUCGUGCGGCGUUGGCUUCGUCGCCGAGCUGUCGGGCGUUGACAACCGGGCGACCGUCGUCGAUGCCAUUCAGAUGCUUGAAAGAAUGGCACACCGAGGUGCCUGCGGCUGUGAGAAAAACACUGGUGAUGGUGCCGGCAUUCUCGUUGCUCUACCACACACCUUCUUCCGAGAGGUGACAAAGGAUGCCGGUUUCGAGUUACCGCCACCAGGUGAGUAUGCUGUUGGAAUGGUCUUCCUGCCAACCGAUGAGAAGCGCCGCGAGAGGAGCAAAACUGAGUUUACAAAGGUCGCUGAGUCUCUAGGACAUUCGAUACUUGGGUGGCGCCAGGUUCCCACUGACAAUUCAGACUUGGGCCAAGCUGCGCUCGAUACUGAACCAGCCAUUGAACAGGUUUUCCUCACCAAGAGUUCAAAAUCGAAGGCCGACUUCGAACAGCAGUUGUUUAUCCUGAGGAGGCUCUCAAUUGUAUCUAUCCGGGCCGCGCUGAAUCUUCAGCGUGGAGGAGAGAGAGAUUUCUACAUGUGCUCUCUAUCUUCAAGGACCAUUGUUUACAAGGGCCAACUUAUGCCAUCCCAGCUCCAAGGGUACUACUAUGCGGAUAUAGGUCAUGAAAACUUCUCCAGUUAUAUGGCUCUGGUUCACUCAAGGUUCUCCACCAACACCUUCCCCAGCUGGGACCGUGCACAGCCAAUGCGUGUCUUAGGCCACAAUGGAGAGAUCAAUACUCUCAAAGGGAACAAAAACUGGAUGAAAGCUCGUGAGGGUCUCUUGGAGUGUGAGAAGCUUGGCCUAUCACAGGAUGAAAUGUCAAAGAUUCUUCCAAUAGUAGAUGCCACUUCUUCAGAUUCAGGUGCAUUUGAUGGUGUUCUCGAGCUCCUUAUCCGUGGUGGAAGAAGCCUGCCAGAAGCUGUGAUGAUGAUGAUCCCUGAGGCGUGGCAGAAUGAUGUAAACAUGGAACCUGAUAAGAAAGCUCUGUACGAGUUCUUGUCAGCCCUUAUGGAGCCUUGGGAUGGACCUGCUCUCAUAUCUUUUACCGAUGGCCGCUACCUUGGAGCUACCCUGGAUCGCAAUGGCCUUAGGCCUGGUCGAUUUUAUGUAACCCACAGUGGACGUGUGGUCAUGGGUAGUGAAGUUGGUGUUGUGGAUAUUCCUGCCCAAGAUGUGUUGAGAAAGGGUCGGCUUAACCCUGGAAUGAUGUUACUCGUUGACUUCGACAACCAUACUGUAGUAGAUGAUGAAGCACUCAAGGCACAGUACUCUAAAGCUCACCCGUAUGGAGAAUGGCUCAAGCGACAAAAGAUGUACCUCAAAGACAUUGUAGAAUCUGUCCCAGAAACUGACAGAGUUGCUCCAAGCAUUUCUGGUUCUAUUACGCAAACAAAUGAGAACAAGGAAUGUGCAGGCAUCAAUGCAAUUGUGACUCCACUAAAGGCGUUUGGGUACACAUUGGAAGCCCUAGAAAUGUUGCUGCUGCCAAUGGCUAAAGAUGGAGUGGAAGCUCUUGGAUCAAUGGGAAAUGAUGCACCCCUAGCAGUGAUGUCAAACAGAGAGAAGCUGACUUUUGAGUACUUCAAGCAGAUGUUUGCACAAGUAACAAACCCUCCAAUCGAUCCAAUUAGGGAGAAGAUUGUUACAUCUAUGGAAUGUAUGAUUGGGCCAGAAGGAGAUUUGCUGGAAAUAACCGAAAAGCAAUGCAACCGCCUUGCACUUAAAGGUCCUUUGGUGUCAAUGGAUGAAAUGGAAUCUAUCAAGAAGAUGAACUACCGUGGUUGGCGCAGCAAGGUGCUCGACAUAACUUAUCCGAAGAAUUCUGGAAGGAAGGGCUUGGAAGAAACUUUGGAUAGAAUUUGUGCUGAAGCCCGGGAAGCUAUACGCGAGGGAUACAAAAUUUUAGUUCUUUCAGACAGAGGAUUUUCUUCAGACCGUGUUGCUGUCAGUUCCCUCUUAGCAGUUGGAGCAGUACAUCAACACCUUGUUGCAAAUCUUGAGAGGACACGCGUAGGAUUAUUGGUUGAGUCUGCUGAACCUCGUGAAGUGCACCAUUUCUGUACACUCGUUGGAUUUGGUGCAGAUGCUAUAUGCCCUUAUUUGGCCAUUGAAGCAAUUUGGUGCUUGCAGACUGAUGGGAAGAUUCCCCCUACCGACUCAAAGGAGGAACUUGUCGAAAAAUAUUUUUAUGCUUCCAUCUAUGGAAUGAUGAAGGUUCUUGCAAAGAUGGGAAUAUCCACCCUUGCAUCUUACAAAGGGGCACAGAUUUUUGAAGCUCUUGGACUUUCUUCUGAAGUGAUUCACAAGUGUUUUGAAGGCACUCCUAGCAGAAUUGAGGGUGCAACGUUCGAAAUGCUUGCACGUGAUGCUCUCCGUCUUCACGAGUUGGCAUUCCCAUCAAGAACACCUCCGCCUGGCAGUGCAGAUGCAAAAGCCCUUCCCAAUCCAGGGGAUUACCACUGGAGGAAAAAUGGUGAAGUCCAUCUAAAUGAUCCUCUUGCAAUGGCAAAAUUACAAGAAGCAGCUAAAGUAAACAGCCGGGAAGCAUACAAAGAAUAUUCUAAGCGAAUUCAAGAGCUUAACAAGGCGUGCAAUCUGCGUGGUAUGCUGAAAUUUAUAGAUAGCACUAGCAAGAUUUCUUUGGAUGAGGUUGAACCUGCAAGUGAGAUAGUGAAACGCUUUUGUACUGGGGCAAUGAGUUAUGGAUCUAUUUCGUUGGAGGCACAUACUGCCCUUGCUGUGGCCAUGAACAAACUGGGAGGCAAAUCUAACACAGGGGAGGGAGGGGAGCAGCCUUCUCGUAUGGAGCCUCUUCCUGAUGGUUCGAUGAAUCCAAAACGAAGUGCAAUCAAGCAAGUUGCCAGUGGACGAUUUGGAGUUUCCAGCUAUUAUCUGACUAAUGCAGAUGAGCUGCAGAUAAAAAUGGCUCAGGGUGCUAAGCCUGGUGAAGGUGGUGAGCUUCCAGGUCACAAGGUUAUCGGUGACAUUGCAGUUACCAGACAUUCUACAGCUGGUGUUGGGCUUAUUAGUCCACCUCCUCACCAUGAUAUAUAUUCUAUCGAGGAUCUUGCACAGCUUAUCCAUGACCUUAAGAAUUCAAAUCCUCAAGCUCGAAUCAGCGUGAAGCUAGUGUCUGAGGCUGGUGUUGGAGUUGUAGCUAGCGGUGUUGUAAAAGGACACGCAGACCAUGUUCUUAUUUCUGGCCAUGACGGUGGCACCGGUGCAUCAAGAUGGACAGGUAUCAAGAAUGCUGGACUUCCAUGGGAACUAGGAUUGGCUGAGACACAUCAAACUUUAGUGGCAAAUGGGCUUCGUGGUCGAGCUGUCCUACAAACAGAUGGCCAAUUAAAAACUGGUAGAGAUGUUGCUGUGGCGUGCUUACUUGGUGCAGAGGAAUUUGGUUUCAGCACUGCUCCACUGAUCACACUUGGCUGCAUUAUGAUGCGGAAGUGCCAUACCAAUACUUGCCCUGUUGGUAUAGCCACUCAAGAUCCAGUGCUCCGAGAAAAAUUUGCUGGAGAACCAGAGCAUGUCAUUAACUUUUUCUUCAUGCUUGCUGAGGAGCUAAGAGAAAUUAUGGCUCAGCUUGGCCUCCGUACAAUUAAUGAAAUGGUUGGACGCUCUGAUAUGCUUGAAGUUGAUCCAGAAGUAGUUAAGAGCAAUGAGAAACUUGAAAAUAUUGAUCUCUCAUUGAUCUUAAAACCAGCUGCAGAGAUUCGUCCUGGGGCUGCUCAGUACUGUGUUGAAAAGCAAGACCAUGGCCUUGACAUGGCUUUGGAUAACAAACUUAUAGCUUUAUCAAGGGCUGCACUUGAAAAGGAAGUUCGUGUUUUCAUUGAGACUCCAAUCAAGAACACUAAUCGGGCAGUAGGCACCACACUUAGCCAUGAAGUCACAAAACGUUAUCACAUGAAGGGAUUAGAUCCUGGAACCAUUCAUGUGAAACUCACUGGAAGUGCUGGUCAGAGUUUUGGUGCUUUUCUCUGUCCUGGAAUAACCCUUGAGCUUGAAGGAGACAGCAAUGAUUACGUUGGCAAAGGAUUAUCUGGUGGAAAGAUUGUUGUGUACCCACCCAGGAACAGUACAUUUAGUGCAGAAGACAAUAUUGUCAUUGGUAAUGUGGCCCUGUAUGGUGCUACCAAGGGAGAAGCAUACUUCAAUGGAAUGGCAGCAGAAAGGUUUUGUGUUCGUAAUUCUGGUGCUCGAACAGUGGUUGAAGGAAUUGGUGAUCAUGGAUGCGAGUACAUGACAGGGGGUACUGUAGUCAUCCUUGGUAAAACAGGAAGAAAUUUUGCUGCUGGGAUGAGUGGAGGCAUCGCUUAUGUUUAUGAUGUUGAUGGGACAUUCAGUGUCCGCUGUAACAAUGAGUUGGUUGAUCUAUAUCAUGUGGAGGAAGAGGAUGAUGUAACCACUUUGAAAAUGAUGAUAGAGCAACAUCGACUUCACACAGAGAGUGUCCUGGCCAAAGACAUACUCUCUAAAUUUGACACUCUUCUUCCAAAAUUUGUAAAAGUAUACCCAAGGGAUUAUAAGAGGGUUCUAGAAGAAAUGAAGGCAGAAAAAGCUGCAGCUAGGCCUACAAAGGAACCUAAGGUGGCAAAUGGUGUUUCUGUGACAACUAAGAAAAUACAAACAGAGAAGUCAUCCAGCCGACCAACACGUGUUGCCAACGCCAAAAAGUACCGGGGUUUUGUAACAUAUGAGCGAGAGGGUGUUUCUUACCGUGAUCCAAAUGAGCGUGUUAAAGAUUGGAACGAGGUUGCCAUUGAAUCAGUUCCAGGGCCACUGUUAAACACACAGUCUGCUCGUUGUAUGGAUUGUGGCACUCCUUUCUGUCAUCAGGAAAGCUCAGGUGCUGGCUGUCCUCUUGGAAAUAAGAUCCCAGAGUUCAAUGAAUUAGUUCACCAGAAUAGAUGGCGUGAAGCAUUGGAUCGCCUACUAGAGACAAACAACUUCCCUGAAUUUACUGGACGUGUGUGCCCUGCUCCUUGUGAGGGGUCUUGUGUUCUUGGCAUUAUUGAGAACCCAGUAUCAAUCAAAAGCAUAGAAUGCUCGAUUAUAGACAAAGGUUUUGAAGAGGGAUGGAUGGUACCACGACCACCACUUCAAAGAACAGGAAAGAAAAUCGCUAUAGUUGGCAGUGGUCCUGCUGGUUUGGCUGCCGCUGAUCAACUAAAUAAAAUGGGCCAUUUUGUAACUGUAUUUGAACGUUCGGAUCGUAUAGGAGGUCUUAUGAUGUAUGGAGUACCAAACAUGAAGACAGACAAGAUUGGAGUUGUUCAGCGUCGUGUCAAUUUAAUGGCCGAAGAGGGUGUAACAUUUGUGGUGAAUGCUAAUGUAGGGAGUGAUCCUUUAUACUCAAUUGAACGUCUCCGUUCUGAGAACAAUGCAGUUAUUUUGGCUUGUGGAGCUACAAAACCAAGGGACCUAAGUAUUCCUGGCCGUGAGCUAGCUGGAGUUCAUUUUGCCAUGGAAUUUCUCCACGCAAAUACCAAAAGUUUGCUUGAUAGCAACCUGGAGGAUGGAAGAUACAUAUCUGCCCAGGGUAAGAAGGUGGUGGUCAUUGGUGGUGGAGACACAGGCACAGAUUGCAUCGGUACGUCUGUUAGGCAUGGUUGCAGCAGCAUUGUAAAUCUGGAGCUUCUCACCAAGCCACCAAGCAAGAGAGCUUCUGACAACCCCUGGCCCCAGUGGCCUAGAGUCUUCCGAGUGGACUAUGGGCACCAGGAAGCAUCUACCAAGUUUGGAAAUGAUCCAAGAACUUACGAAGUCUUAACCAAGCGUUUCAUUGGUGAUGAAGAUGGAAAAUUGAAGGCCCUUGAGGUGGUGCGCGUGAAGUGGGAGAAAGUAGAUGGAAAAUUCCAGUUCAAGGAGAUUGAAGGAUCACAAGAGAUCAUCGAGGCAGACCUUGUCCUCCUUGCCAUGGGAUUCCUGGGCCCUGAAGAGAACAUCGCUGACAAACUGGGUUUAGAGAAAGACAACCGUUCCAACUUCAAAGCUCAAUUCGGACACUUCGGGACCAGUGUGGAUGGCGUUUUUGCCGCUGGGGAUUGCAGGCGCGGGCAAUCGCUGGUUGUUUGGGCCAUCACCGAAGGGCGUGAAGCUGCUGCUGCAGUAGAUAAGUACUUGUCAAGGGAUGAACAAAAUGUCGCAGGCCUUACAUAGGUUUGUGGUGCUGAAUUCAUAGCGACGUAAUUUAGGAUGGGUGAUUUUAUCCAUUGAUGAUGAUAGCAAAUUGUGCUAAGGCUUGGGCUCAAUAGGGAAAGAAAGAGAGAGAGAGAGAGAGAGAGAGCCCUUUUAUACUUGAUAGGCAUACAAUUGGAAAUUUUGGUUGGCUAUUGUUUGUUGGUUCAUUGUCUAGCUAUAAUGUUUUGCUUCGCUGCCUAAAUGCGGCUUUGUAGCCUGAAUAAUGUACAGUAUUUUUGGUUGCUCAAUGGUUGUAAAGUCGUCUGGGUAAUAUGGACUAGUACUUUUAUUUUC